AUGAACACAACACAAAGGGUCCGUUUGGGCCAAUUACCAGACAUUGCGCGACUCUGUCUGCGUCAAGUGCACGGAGGAAAGAGACCACCGAACCCCUGGGCCUUCCAAGGGCCCGACGGCCACGGCGAGAACAUCUGGGUGUUUGCCCACCGCAGAACUCAACAAGUGAUUUACAGCUUCAGUCCCACGUUGGAUGGGUUCCACGACAUGAAGCAGCUGCCCUACAAUGGCAAGAAGACGAAGCCCGCCAAGCUGCGAAAGGACUACUGGGCGCCCAUGGCCAAGAUUGAGCUCCCCCGAGGGCACGGCAACGUCGGCCGCGUAGUGUUCCAGAAGCUGCGCGAGCUGAAGCACCUGCACGAGGUCUCAUGGGACGACAGCCUGCUCUACAAGAAGCCGAUCGAGUACAACGAAGCCGAGAAGAAAGCGGCCGCCAAGCGUGCCGCCGAGAAGGAACCUGAACCGCUUUUCACGCGCAGCAAAGCCCAGCGCGGCAAGGCUCUCAACGCCCAAAAGGCAAACUCGGUUGCGGACAUGGCGGCCGUGCUAGGCAGUGGUGGUCCCGGCAACAAGAUCGAGUCUACAGAAACGGCAGGCCUCAAACUGCCAGUCAGAGUCAUCUGGUCCGACAUAAACGACGCAGGAUAUGCGGAGAAGUGGCCUCGUAAUGUCAAGCACACCGAACAGGUAGAACCUGUCGCAGAGACGGCUCUGCCAGCAGAUGUGGAAGUUGCCGCAUAA
Molecule: messenger RNA, 741 nt
Organism: Akanthomyces muscarius
Lineage: Eukaryota; Fungi; Ascomycota; Sordariomycetes; Hypocreales; Cordycipitaceae
Exons: 2
Coding region: 1-741 (246 amino acids)
Biological process (GO): DNA recombination; positive regulation of mitochondrial DNA replication
Cellular component (GO): nucleus; mitochondrial large ribosomal subunit
Molecular function (GO): structural constituent of ribosome; single-stranded DNA binding; DNA strand exchange activity
Source: RefSeq, a predicted model, not a curated record